This is a messenger RNA of Debaryomyces tyrocola, 2318 nucleotides long. The record is from the annotation of a GenBank genome assembly. NCBI's taxonomy places the organism in Eukaryota, Fungi, Ascomycota, Pichiomycetes, Serinales, Debaryomycetaceae.
AUGUCAAGCGAUGUAAGUAUACAAUUAAGAACUAUAAUACUGUAUAAGGAAAAGAAAAACUGUAAAGCUAGAGAAUUUAUGAGGUAAAAAUUAUAUAGUAGCGGAAGAUCAAUUACGUCACAGGCAUCUACUAACAAAUAUAGCUGAAAACGUCAUUUGAUUUGGAACCAAAUCCAUUUGAAAGGUCAUUUGCGACUAAAGAUGGUGAUAGAAGAGAGGGAGGUGAUGGUGCGGAACAGAGAGGUAAAGAUAAAAAUGGGGAACUGGCUAAUGUGGGAGAGCAGAAGAAUGAAACAAACAAGCACAAUUUACAUAUUCCCAAUAUCUCGACAUUGGACGCAAAUAUCAACAGAGGACCCGCGGGGACGUCCCCAUCGCUUACUCCAGGCGAUAGGAAGCUUCCGCCAUUAGGAUUGUCACCCGGAGGCCAUAUAAAUGGAGGAUUGGGGACUCCUGGUUCGAAUUUAUGGAAUAGUUUGUUAAAUGCUACGAAUAAUCCAAAUAGUGGAACGAAUGCUGUUCCAAAUAACACGAAUAACGACGGGAAUACUAAUAAUGUUGCCAAUGGAACCAACACCAACCUGAACUAUACUACUGGGCAAAAUGGUGGCGCGCCUAAUCACGAAGGUUCAUUUCACCCUGGUAACCAAAAUAACACCAAUAUUAAUCAGUUUAUUAGUAUGCUAAGAAAGAGCGGAUUAACGCCAAAUGAGUCUAACUUAAGGUCCGGGUUGACCCCGGGCGGUGUGAAUCAUCAUGGGGGAAACAUGUUUGCUUUUAAUAAUCAAUUACCUGGUUUGACCACUCCAGGAGCUUUUCUCAAUAGUCCUAUUACUCCUGGGCUUUCGAAUUUACUAGGAAUGCCUGCAAAUCAAAACGCUAACCAUGCAACGCAACCAACACAUUCUACUAUUCCACCACCUCCUAACUCUAAUGCAGGUAACCAUGAUUAUCAAAAUAUAAAUAAUUUUGAUCAUGGCAUGCAUCAGCAACGAGAACAACAACGAGAACAACAACAAGCACAGCAACAAGCCCAUCAGUCACAACACCAAACACCACAACAAGCACCAUCACAACUGCCGCAAGAGCAGCAGCAGCAGCAACAGCAAAAGGAACAACAGCAGCAACAACAGCAACAACAGCAACAACAACAUGAUCAUCAUCAACAACAACAACAACACGCACAUCAACAACAUCAAUUACUGAAUCAACAACCUCCGCAGCAAAGUUAUGCCACGGAGAUAGCAGAUCAUAAAGACUCUGAUGAAAAAUCUGGCAGUAAAAGGAAACUGAGAAAUAAUUCUGAAAACUCUAAGAGACUGAAAACCGAUUCUGCUACUAAGACAAGGAAGUUGAAGAAGGAAGAACCGAAAGAUCUUGAUUUGAAUGAUUCCACUGUCUCACCAGAUUCUACAUCAAAUACAAGAGGCCCUGGCGAUCCGAAGCGUAAGAGCUUCUUGGAACGUAAUAGAGUCGCGGCUUCAAAAUGUCGUCAACGUAAGAAACAGUUGAUCCAAAAGAUGGAAGAUGAAUUGUCGUUCUAUUCAACAGGAUACAGAGAAUUAUCUGCUCAAGUAACUCAAUUACGUGACCAGUUAAUUAAUCUUAGAGGAAUAGUUAUUGGGCACAAAGAUUGCCCAAUGUUGGUGUCUUCUGUGGGGGGGUUCGAUCAAUUGAAUCAUAUUAUUCAGCAAAGCAAUUAUGUAACUCAAGUUGCCUCUGGAAGUCAAACCAACGUCAGCUCGAUGCCUAGUACUAUUCCGACUACUUUGAAUGCACACCCAGGUGCCAUCAACUCGAACCAAGCCGUUAAUCCUUACAUUCUUCCAGCUAAUGGACAACAAACUAAUAAUAUUGGCCAUAGUCCUGCUUUGCCAAUGCAUUUAACACAAGCUAGUGCCGAUCGCUCAAGUACUAAUUCAACCACAAAUCCAUCGACGGAUACUUUGAACACAACUGCGUCUAUUAAUUACCCUAGCCACGGCCAGCAAAACACCAUCGCUAGCCACCACAGUCUUUCGGAUUUGCCUGCAGCUGCUGCUCAGAAUUUGAACCAGCCAAAUAAUCAGCCUCCUAAUACAGGCGACUUAAGAACCAUCCAUAGCAUGUCUAAUAUCGCAGGCAUGAACAACAACGGUGACAAAUUGCAGGGUAUGGGUAAUUCUAACUUCAACCUCAGACCCGUUAAUAGUAUGAUUGAUCUCAAUCAACAACAUAUCCCACAACAAGCCCAUCAACAAAACUACGGUAGCAAUAUGGUAGAUCCAGUUGCAGUCGCUACAAGAAAUAUGUUAGGCUUAUCUCAACCCCAAUCUUAA